GAGAAUUUCAACUAAACCUCAUCUGUUCAGGCACAUUGCUGUUGUUUUGAUCGCGAUUUUGCCGGUUUGGCCCAAUUUUUUGACAAGAACUGCGGCGGCAUGAGUUGUCAAAGGGCAGUUUUGACUCUGCUGGUUCGCUCGGGAACCGUUUUGCGGGCUGGCACCGUCUGCCAGUCGCAGAAAAUCCUCCUGCGGCCGCAACUGCCAACGACCUUCUCGGUGCUGACCAGAUUUUACGCCAAAGGCAAGGGCAAAGGCGGCUCCGACGGCAAGCACAAGAAAAAAGGCGCCGUCGCCGUCAAUGAAAAUGAAUUGGCCGAAAUUUUGGAUGUCGACGCCAUGAAGGCCCAGAUGCAGAAGGCCCUCGUCGUCCUUAAGGACGAGUUUGUUAAAAAUUUGUCUCUUCGUUCAACGACAGGUUCCAUCGAAACGAUCAAGGUAAAAUUCGACGGAAAAGACCACGCCCUGAACGAGCUGGCUCAGGUGGUGCGGAAAAACCCAAAAACGCUGGUUGUGAAUUGCACGUCGGUGCCGCAGUCGAUUCCCAACAUUCUGCAGGCGAUCAAACAGUCAGGAAUGAAUCUGAACCCUCAGCAGGAUGGCACGACCCUUUUCAUCCCCAUCCCCGUAGUGACCAAAGAACACAGAGAGGGGCUGGCGAAAAACGCAAAGGCGCUUUUUAUCAAGGGUAGAGACGCCAUCAAAGACGUGCAGAAUAAACACAUUCGAAGCCUAAAAAAGGCGUCCAACGUGCCUGAAGACACCGUUUUCGCAGCUCAGCAACAGAUUACUGCGAUGGCGGAUAAAUACGUAGGAGAGGCGGAAAAAAUGUUGCAAGUCAAACAAGCCGAGCUGAUUGGCAAAUAGAUUUAUGUAGAAGUGAUGAAAGUAAAUAAAUAAAACGCUUAAUUUUUACUAAAUCUA
Messenger RNA from Cloeon dipterum, 924 nucleotides. RefSeq names its product mitochondrial ribosome recycling factor 1 (gene mRRF1). Gene Ontology annotation, cellular component: mitochondrion. The record is from RefSeq and is a predicted model, not a curated record. Gene Ontology annotation, molecular function: ribosomal large subunit binding. Gene Ontology annotation, biological process: translation. The transcript is spliced from 4 exons. NCBI's taxonomy places the organism in Eukaryota, Metazoa, Arthropoda, Insecta, Ephemeroptera, Baetidae. Bases 100 to 867 code for a protein of 255 amino acids.